Penicillium salamii is the source of this 1365-nucleotide messenger RNA. Lineage: Eukaryota; Fungi; Ascomycota; Eurotiomycetes; Eurotiales; Aspergillaceae. The record is from the annotation of a GenBank genome assembly.
AUGUCAGGUCUGCUAGACAUUUUUGGUCAGACCCCCGGGCUCUACAAGCUGUACACUCAGCUAUGCUCCGUCUAUGCCGUUGCCGACACGUCUUCUCAUGAUGCCAUCAUCAACACGUUGACCAACGGACUUGACCGCUUGGCACAGAGUUUUCCAUGGCUUACCGGCCAUGUUGUCAACGAGGGAGCAGGGGACGGUCGUACGGGUGUUUUCAGAAUCAUCCCACUCGACAAGAUUCAACUGGUGGUCAAAGACCUACGAUCUGACCCCUUGGCACCGACGAUCGAUCGUCUUCGCCAGGCCAAGUACCCUUUUACUUUGUUCGACGAAAACAUCAUUGCUCCUUGUACAACUCUCAAUUUGCCGGGCAAUCCGCCAAACAUCACGUCGGAGUCAGCAUUGGUUUUUUGUGUUCAGGCAAAUUUCAUCGAGGGCGGUCUGAUGCUCACCACCGUCACUCAGCAUAAUGUCAUGGACAUGACGGGCCAUGAAUUCGUGUUGAAGCUGUUGUCCAAAGCAUGCAAGAACGAGCCAUUUACCAGCGAGGACUUGACUCUUGGAAACAUGGAUCGGAGUUGUGCCAUCCCGCUAUUAGACGACUCGUACGCCCCGGGCCCUGAAAUUGCCCACCAGAUUGUGAAACCUCCAAGCAUUAAUGAGACCUCGGAUCCUACACCCCAAGCCAAAUCAACUUGGGCCUACAUUGAGUUUUCUGAGACAAAGAUCGCUUCUCUCAAAUCUCUGGCUUCAAAGUCACUUCCACCGUCUACAGGCUUUGUCUCCACGGACGAUGCUGUCAGCGCGUUUGUUUGGCAGUGCAUCGCCCGGGCUCGGGCCUCACGUCUCGGAGCGACUUCUCGCUCCAUGCUUGCGCGUGCCGUUGAUGUUCGCAAGCUCAUUGGUAUGCCAGAGGAAUAUCCGGGUCUCGUACAAGCUAUGACUUAUAGCGCCGACACAAUGCAAAAGCUAUCGGAUGAGCCGCUGGGUGUCGUUGCAGCCCAGCUUCGAUCCCAGCUCGAUCCCCGGAAUAAUGACCUAGCAUUUAACACACGCGCCCUUGCCACGUUUCUCAGUCGUUCAGAAGAUAGAACCAAAGCUUCGAUCACUGCUUCGGUCGAUGUCUCGUCGGAUUUCAUGUUGAGUUCUUGGUCGAGAAUCCACUGCUAUGAACAAGAUUUCGGAUUUGGAUUAGGGAAGCCGGAAGCCGUUCGCAAGCCACAUUUCACUCCAUUUGAAGGAUUGGGAUAUUUGAUGCCUCGAUCGCCAGCUGGUGAGUUGCCUGUUGCUAUCUGUUUGAGGGACGAAGAUUGGGCCAGAGUUAAGACAGACCCGGAGUUUGUGAAAUAUGCCACCUAUAUUGGAUAA